Molecule: messenger RNA, 1365 nt
Organism: Coccidioides immitis RS
Lineage: Eukaryota; Fungi; Ascomycota; Eurotiomycetes; Onygenales; Onygenaceae
Exons: 2
Coding region: 1144-1365 (73 amino acids)
Source: RefSeq, a predicted model, not a curated record
UUGGAGAAAUUUGACGACAAGAAAACACAGAUAACCGAGGUGACCAUUUGGAGCUGCGAGACAUGAUCGGUGGAGUCUGUGGUGCAGUUGCGUCGAAGCAGACAUGCUUUUAACCAUCCGAUCGAUACUGUAGUCCGGCUUGGCAUGGUCACGGCCAGCCAUCCGAGCUGAUCCAACGAAGCAAAUCGAAACCUGGUACUUUAUGCGUGGCGACCCGCCUGCCAAACCCCCAUCCAUGUUAACCUUAAACACUCCAACGUUUGACCAAACCCAUGUCAUCCAGCGACCUCCUCCGUUAGAUCGCAUGUCUCCGAAACCAAUCUCCAUCCCAGCCAGGGCUGAAAUGCUGCCUUAUGAUGACGGUAAAUCAACGCGUGUGACCCUGGCAAAAUUCUGGAUCAAUAUAGCCGUGCGAGAUGGUCUGUGUUGGCCAAAACCUGCCAACUCCCCGGCUCAAGGGGAUCUUGCUCAGGUUCCAGGAAAUGUGACUGUUGCUUGCGUUGGUACCCAAUCAGGUCAACACUUUCCCGAGAUAAUGUCUGCUUUCCUCCGUCAGCUCGCUUCACUCCAAGAGAUAAGGUCUCCAGAGUGAAUGCCAGUGAUUUGUCCUAGGAAAACUCGUCACGUCGCAAAGAUUGAUCGAACGAGAGCAACACCGGUGCAUUUCUAUGACUACACCUGUGCUGUACUCUGAAAGGCUUCUCAGCCCGUACUCCAUCCUCUGAACGCCGUAAGUGUGUGCGGAAAAGCCUGUGUGCUUUACCAUAUCCCAUGGUCAAUCAGCUGACAAAGGGAAAAGAAUAAGAGAUGUGGUGAGAGGUAAAAUCGGGUCGCUUUGGGGGUACACAAGCGAUGCAACGAAUGACAUUCGGGUCAUGCUCGACGUGUUGUCAAUAAGCCUCUUCUCGCCUGGGUGAACCCUUUGCCAGGAUUCGGUACGGCAACUGGCCGUUUUGAAGGUCUGCUGCAUCUGCGGUGGACGGCUGUUAACAGCUGCUCCGUCUGCAUGCUGUUUAGUAUUUAUCGGUUGGAGAGUUUUUGCAAGAUUUCGCUAAUUCUCGGACUGCCCCACUGCCUAUUUUUGGUCGAUACGGGAGCCAUACGGAUCCCGACGCAGCGUCUCUGGUGGAGGGCCAUCGAGAAAUGACCGUAUUUUACCUGAGACAUUGUUUUGUGAGCGCGGACGUCGGCCAUCCCAACUGGGUAACGCUGGACGUCGCUUUGAUCGAUCGCAGUCUCGACGCAGAAAAGCUCACGGCAACAGACACACCGGCAGCCAUUUCCCCAGCAAAGUUUAUCCUUCCGGCCGUCAGCAUGUGUCUUGAUCCCAUCUUGGCAUCAGAGAAAAGACUUGUGCAGCGCUAG